Messenger RNA from Anguilla rostrata (American eel), 6844 nucleotides. RefSeq names its product tyrosine-protein kinase ABL1-like. Bases 550 to 3747 code for a protein of 1065 amino acids. NCBI's taxonomy places the organism in Eukaryota, Metazoa, Chordata, Actinopteri, Anguilliformes, Anguillidae. The record is from RefSeq and is a predicted model, not a curated record. Gene Ontology annotation, molecular function: protein binding; non-membrane spanning protein tyrosine kinase activity; ATP binding. The transcript has 11 exons. Gene Ontology annotation, biological process: protein phosphorylation; regulation of apoptotic process.
GCUUUCAAAGGGGCCCAUUGUUGGCAGAGUGCAGAGGGAGCGAGUUCCUGUGCUUCUUCGGCUAACGGAACGCAGAAAGGAUGGGGGAGAGGGGAACGGCAGGCUUGGGAUAGCCCCUCCAGCCCGCAGAACCCGCAGAUCCGUGCAUCCACCUGGCUUUCAGCGAAGAAAUGCUUUCACAAGAUCAGUUUCUUUCAAAACUGGAAGCCACAAAAAACUGGGACAAAAUGGAGCCUUGUGGGUUAAUGUGUUUCUAGUUUGUCUUGGUUGUGAGGAGCAUUUUUCGUCUGAGCAAUCGAAGAGGACUGGAAAGUGAGGGGUUUCGGGGGGGUGGGGGGUUGCAUCACAAACUGCUUUUUUUGGGGGGGAGCAUAAAAUAGCUCCUCUCGAGUAAUUGUUUUGUUUUAACAUUUGAGACUUUUUGGUAACCUGAAGGACUACAUGCAUCGAUAAGUUUCCUGGAGGAAGAGAAAGGAUAAACAAAAGAACACAAAAGACCAAGGGAAAAAAAACUGAUUAAAAGUGCGAGCGGGUGGGGGAAAAAAGCAAAUGAAAAUGUUGGAGAUCUGCCUGAAAUUAGUGGGGUGUAAAUCUAAGAAGGGCCUCUCGUCGUCCUCCAGCUGCUACUUGGAAGAGGUUUUUCAGAGGCCCGGCUUUGAGGCCCGGAGUCUGACCGAGGCGGCGCGCUGGAACUCCAAAGAGAACCUGCUGACCGGGCCCGGCGAGAAUGACCCCAACGUGUUUGUGGCAUUGUACGAUUUUGUGGCCAGCGGGGACAACACACUCAGCAUAACUAAAGGAGAGAAGCUCAGAGUCCUGGGCUACAAUCACAAUGGCGAGUGGUGUGAGGCACGGACCAGGAAUGGCCAAGGGUGGGUGCCUAGCAACUACAUAACCCCUGUUAACAGCCUGGAGAAGCACAGCUGGUACCAUGGGCCCGUGUCCCGCAACGCGGCUGAGUACCUUCUCAGCAGCGGCAUCAACGGUAGCUUCCUGGUGCGGGAGAGUGAGAGCAGCCCAGGCCAGAGGUCCAUCUCCCUGCGCUACGAGGGCCGAGUCUACCACUACCGCAUCAACACUGCGUCUGAUGGCAAGCUGUACGUUUCCUCCGACAGCCGCUUCAACACAUUAGCCGAGCUGGUGCACCACCAUUCCACAGUGUCGGACGGCCUUAUCACCACUCUGCACUACCCAGCGCCCAAGCGCAACAAACCCACCAUCUACGGUGUCUCGCCCAGCUACGACAAGUGGGAGAUGGAGCGUACCGACAUCACCAUGAAGCACAAGCUGGGAGGCGGCCAAUAUGGCGAGGUUUACGAAGGCACGUGGAAGAAAUACAACCUCACCGUGGCCGUCAAGACCCUGAAGGAGGACACAAUGGAGCUGGAGGAGUUCCUGAAGGAGGCAGCCGUCAUGAAGGAAAUAAAGCACCCAAACCUGGUUCAACUGCUGGGCGUGUGUACUAGGGAGCCUCCCUUUUACAUCAUCACGGAGUUCAUGACUCAUGGGAACUUGCUGGACUACCUGCGCGACUGUAAUCGUGAGGAGGUUAAUGCCGUGGUGCUGCUCUACAUGGCUACACAGAUCUCUUCUGCCAUGGAAUACCUGGAGAGAAAGAACUUUAUACACAGGGACUUGGCAGCUCGGAACUGCCUGGUCGGGGAGAACCACCUUGUGAAGGUUGCAGACUUCGGGCUGAGCCGUCUAAUGACAGGAGACACUUACACGGCCCACGCCGGCGCCAAAUUCCCCAUCAAGUGGACUGCCCCUGAGAGCCUAGCCUAUAACAAGUUCUCCAUCAAGUCUGAUGUGUGGGCCUUUGGGGUCCUGCUGUGGGAGAUCGCCACCUAUGGGAUGUCCCCGUACCCAGGCAUCGACCUAUCACAGGUGUACGACCUCCUGGAGAAGGAGUACCGCAUGGACCGCCCAGAGGGCUGCCCAGAGGAGGUUUACGAGCUCAUGAGGGACUGCUGGAAAUGGACUCCUGCAGAGCGACCGUCCUUCGCUGAAAUCCACCAGGAAUUUGAAACCAUGUUCCAAGAAUCCAGCAUCUCUGAUGAAGUGGAGAAGGAGCUGGGGAGGAGGGGCAUUGAGCUGGAUUUGACCUCCAUACUGCAGGCCCCUCAGCUGCCCACCAAAACCAGGACACUGCGCAGGAAUGGGGACAGCAGGGAAGGGGACAGUCCAGAUGCGGGGGAGCUUGAGGGGGCCACAUCCCCCUCGAUGCUUAGGAGAGAGAGGCCAUUCCCAGACAGCAGCCUGAACGAGGAUGGCCGUCCACUGCUCCGGGACCGGGACCGCUCCAGGACCGGCCUCUUCAACCUCAUCAAGAAGAAAAAGAAGCCUGCCCCAGCCCCACCCAAACGCAGCAGCUCUGUCCGGGAGGCAGACACACGCGGGGACCGCAAGGGACCAGUGGAGGGCUGUGGAUCGGGGGAUCCUAAGGAUGACCUCGGCUCAGAGCCUGUCAAGUUACCAGGCACCAAUAACAACACUGCAGGUGUCAAUGGAACACCCACCUGCCCUGGACCGCCGGGGGGGCUCAAUUCACAUGGCAGAAAAAAGGCUGCCCCUGCGGCAUCCGGCAUUGGAGUGGCCCCCACCUCAUUGGGAGAGGAGGACAACUCCAAACGCAUCCUCCCCUCAUCUUCCACCACCGUUGUGACCACCGGGUCCCAGCGUACUGACUGGAAGUCGAUGACGUUGCCACGUGACCCGGUCUUGUGCCACUUAGACCCUGGAAUCUCUGGGGGCAGGCGUGACAAGCCCACAUUUCCUCGCAAGAGGACCAUCGAGCUGCGGUCGGAGUGUCCUAGCUCGGGCACCAUCGCCCUGCCAAUUCGGCCACCCAAAAAAACGGAGGACGGGGCGGAUGAGUCCAGCCCCAGCUCCUCACACCUAACCCCCAAACCAGGUCAUCAUCCACAGGCUGAGCCACUCAAAUCGAGCAUGGUCCUGGGGCUGGUGGCAGCCAAAGAGGACAGCCGCACCCGUCGGUCCAAGCAUGCCCUCGAGCACCUGGUGCCCAGGGACAAGGGGAAGGCCCAGGGCCAGAAGUCGGCUCUGCCGCCAUCGUCCACAGCCAAAUCUGGAAAGACUUUCCGAAACCCCAGCCAUGACCUUCCACUUGACACUAAGUCCAAAACCCUCCCCAUGUCCUCUGACCUUCACCGGGCCAGUGGGGCCUCGACAGAACGGGCAAAGACCCCUCAACAUUCGGAGGGGCCUAAGAGACUGAAUGUCAUGAACUCAACCAAGCCACAGGUGUCGAAGAGCUCACCAGCUUGCCAGACUUUUUUGCAGUCCCAGACAGGUUCUCAGUCUGGCCCCCCAAGUGGUGAUCAGCCCGCCACCCCAGCCUUUGCACCCCUAAUGACCACCCGUAGCUCCCUAAGGAAGACCUGGCAGCUCCCAGAGAGGCACAGCAGCUCCGCUGUCACACGGGAAAUGGUGUUGGAGGGUACCAAGCAACUUCGAGCUGCAGUCGACAGGAACUCUGGCCAGACUGGCAGCUACGCCGCAGUGCUGGAGGCAGGCAAGGACCUGUCCAAGUUUUGCGCAGGCUAUGUGGAGUCCAUUCGGCAGAUGAGAAACAAGUUUGCUUUUCGGGAGGUCAUCAGCAAGCUGGACAGCAGCUUGCGUGAGCUGCAGACCUGCCCCACGGCCAGCGGGGGCAGCGCUGCACAGCAGGACUUCACCAAGUUGCUUUCUUCUGCCAAAGAGAUCAGCGAUAUUGUGCAGAGGUAGCACAGGAACCUACAAGGCCUGUUCCUUACAUGGUGGGAGGGAUGCCACUAAAGGGAGGAAUCUCUGCCAGACCUUGGGAAUGGAGGAGACGUACAUUGAGAAAAGUGCCUUUCAGUGAACUGCCAGACCUCUUCUCGGCAGAAGUACUGGGCACAAUAUCCAAAGAAUUUUUUAUUGUACAGUAUGUUCAUUUUUUCCUUUUUUUUUGUAACUUCACAUUCCUAAUACAAAUGCAACUCUACUAGCCUGUAUGGGGUGGUGGGUAGGAAGCAAGGGCCCAAUUCUGCAUCACUUGAAUUGUGUUUUUCAGUAUAGGUCCAUUUUGUUUUGUGUUUUUAAUGUUAUUUGAUAAAAUUUGUAUCAAUGUUUUUUUAACUGGUAUUCAAAACAAAGUAGCUUAAUUAAGCUUUAGAGAAAUCACUGUGCCAAUAAUGCAAACCUCAUAUACUGACUGUUCUUGUUCGGUGAAUACCAGUUGGCCCUUACAUUAUGAUGCUACAGGUCUCAAUAUGGUAAUUUGUAUUUUUUUUUUUUUUUUGAUGAUGAUGAGGUGUGGAGUCAUGAGAAAAGCAUGUUGCCAGUCCUAGCAAUGUUUUGAUUGAGAAUAAUCUAACUGAGACACAGAAAACUAUUCUCAAACUGACAAGGACAGGGACUCAUAGCCCAUGGUGCAAUGUUUAAUUUCCUUUUAACAAAAAUAAUUCAAUCAGUAUUGUUACUAAGGUUCAGCAGUAUCCAGAUUUAUAUUUAUAUGUACUUUCAUUAAAAAAAUAUUUGGGUACACAGAAUACCAUUUUCAAAAUAUCAAUUAAUUAAUUAAUUAUAUAUCGGUGGCUGGGCUAGGUAUGAACAUCCCCUCUUUAUUUUACCACUUGGUGGCACUGAUUAGAAUGGCACAUGUUGAGUCAUUUCUCAAUCAAUUUAACAUUUCUACAAUUUCACAGAAUAGAAUUAGGCCAUGUUUACUUUAAGGGUCCCAUAGGCUAUCUUGUCACUGUCAAAAGCAGAAAAGCUCACAGGAUAAUGUUCUAGGGCACACCAAGAUUCCAAACUGGCCUCCCCCCUCACCCUCCGGAAAUACAAACGCACAUGGAAGAGCAUCAGUCCCCCCACUAGUUGUCUCUCCAUUCAGUUUAGAAUUUUGAAUCCCCUCUCCAAAAUGAUUACCUGGCUACGCCACAGCUCAAAGCAAUAGCAUAUAUUGAAAGCUUUCCUAUCCCUGUUCCAGUUUUACCCACUGGUCAAACCAGUCACAGUACAAUCUAAAACAGGAAGGUUGCAUGAAUAGCUGUAACAAAACUGUAGCAAUAUUCAACAAACUAAUGAUGCAUGUUUUCUCACCCAAUAAUAUAGCAAAUGAAAAUUGCUGGCAUAUGAAGAUGCAUGUAGUUCUAUAAAGGGUUCAUAAUUCAUUGAUUUCAGAGUCUAUGUUAUUGUAAACAUCUCAAAAGAAGGUUUGCUCUUGGAGUGGUGCUAAAUAAACAGUUUGACACUACAGUGGGGUGACCUUUAUGAAAGUUCAUGUUGCACAGUAUGGCAAGCACUAGCUACUUGAACUGCAGUGAUUUUGUCCGUCAGGCAAUCAACAUUGGGUUUUAGAUAAAUUGUGGCCAUUGAUAAGCUUAUUUAUUUCUACCCGAUAGCUUAAUGGGGAGAUCCGCCCACAAAUAUGUUGUCUGUUUUACAUUCUCUCCCCCUCAGUGGCAAACCAAAAAAAAAGAUGUUUAAGGAAUGUGUAUUAAUGCAUACGCUCUAAAAAAUGGUGCUCAAAUGGUUUGAAGGGUAAUGAAAUGAGUAUUUUUAGUCUUACAUACCCCAUUACAUGGUAUUACUGGAUAUUGACUCAACCCGAAUUCUCACCAGCAGCUAGCAUAUUAAUGAUCCUCUGUUUAACUCAUCAUAGUUCGUUUUUCUGCUGCAGGUACAUUACAGGAUGGCUGUUAUCUUUACAAGGGCUCUCUCGUUUAGAAACAUUUUGCAUAUUUACUGGGGAGGAAAGUUAUGGCUAUCACAGCCUUUCUGUCUGUCUCUGAAUAGGAUAAUUCAAAAGGUUACAGAUGGGUUUGGAUGUAACUGUGAAACCGUGACUUAAAGAAGAUUUCAUUUUAUUUUAGUGUUACUACAAUGGUGCUAAUGCUAAUGGUGGCAGAGCUACCAUUGACUUCCCUUUAUCAAAUAUGCCCAGGACUGUUGUGAUGUUGUGAGGCAGUGCAAUUAAGAUGAGAACACCAACACACUAUACAGUGAUAGAAUAUGCAAUUAUCCAAAAAAAAAAAGGGUUGAAUGAGCUACAUGUAUGCAUGAUUGCCUCAGAAGCCAUUAACACUGUGAAAAUGAAGCCUGUAAUCUGAACGAUGAAGACUGACUAUCCAGUCACAAAACUGUGUAGGACUACAGGACUACUCGUCAAAGGACUAUUUAAGUAGCUUUUAGUAAAUCACGUGUUAUCUUUGCGUAAUUAAAUUAGGACCACCACUUUCAGCAGGGAGAUUGGAGAAGAACCGGGAGACUGCAUUAUUCUCAAACCAUGAUGUUUGGACAGAAAUAUAUACACAUAUUUUUUAUUUUUCCUGUUCAUAAUGUGGUUUCAAAAUCGUGAGUAUUGGAUAACCUUGCCAGCUGAAUUCUGGACUGGAAAAGCAGAACAUAGUAUGAACUAUAUAAGGAAAAGUAUGAAAUACAUUAUUUACAAGAUUACCUGAAAUGCCACUUUUUUGUGUUUUGCUUUUUUCUUUUUUCGGCUUUACAAGAGCAUUGCCUUGUGAUUGCUGUGAUUUUUGCUGUAUAUGGUGGCCACUUCUAGUCUAGUUUGCUUUGGGUUUGGUUCUUCCUCUCAAAUGUAGAUACUAUACUUUUUAGAUAUGCAGUUAUUUCACGGAAGUAUGUCCCUUAAGGUGCAAUUCUUAUUUGAUGCAAAUACAAAGCUUUUAUGUUACUUGAACCAAAUCGGUACGUGUUUGUUUUGUUUUUUUUGAUUUGGUUGUUGGAUUUUUUAAAUUCACUUAUCUAUGUAAAUUUUAAAGCACUGUUGUUUUUUAGAUACUUUGUCUAGUCAUUCACAGACUGUCAUACAAUAAAAUUGUUAUUAGUAACAGUU